ACUAUUGUUGGGGUGAGGUCUGGGGAUAAUGUACAGAUGCAAACGUGUCAAAAUCAAGCCGGAGAAGAAUUAUCCAUUAGAAGCCUGCAAUUUGAUCUUCACGAAACUUUCUCCAAUCAAUUGAUUUAUUUUGAAACCCUAGAUUUUAUUUUGUUGUUUUUUGCUUUCAAAUUUCUCACGCAAAAUAACUAGAUUUUUUUUAUUAUAAACAAAAACCUCCACCGCCUGAUUACACACACAGAGAAUAAACGUACGAUGGAUACCAUCACAAGCUCUUCCUCUCCUUCACGCAAGGUAACUUUAGGGAAGAUUGCUAUUGGCAGACUGCAAAAGGAGCUAGCGGAAUGGCAGAUGAGUCCUCCACCAGAGUUUAAUCACAAAUUCACUGAUAAUCUUCAACGAUGGGUGAUUGAAUUCGAUGGAGCCCCUGGAACUUUAUAUGCCAAUGAAAAGUUUCAGCUUCAAGCUGAUUUCCCUGAAAAUUAUCCUAUGGAAGCACCUCAAGUGAUCUUUAUUCCACCCGCGCCUAUGCAUCCUCACAUCUAUAGCAAUGGACAUAUCUGUUUAGAUAUUCUGUACGAUUCGUGGUCCCCUGCAAUGACGGUCAGUUCUAUCUGCAUCAGCAUCCUCUCCAUGUUAUCGAGCGCUACUGUGAAGCAACGCCCUGCUGAUGAUGAUCGGUACGUGAGGAACUGUAAGAGUGGCAGGUCCCCAAAGGAGACAAGAUGGUGGUUCCAUGAUGAUAAAGUGUAAUUAUCUAACAAGCAAUCAUCUGUGUACAAAAACGACGUGUCCUAUUUUAUCAUGGGUACCAGAUAAAGGGGCAUGCAGGACGAUGAGCCCAGAAGCUCCGUCAGCCCAUUUUACAUUGAAUGAUGAACUCUGCUAGUUUACUUUGAACUUUGUCACCCGCUUUGUUUAGAGAUCUGUGUUUAUCAAUAGGAUUAUAAAAGAUUUCUUCCGCUCUGAUAGAUGAAAAGGCAAUUCAAAUUUUAAGUA
This is a messenger RNA of Mercurialis annua (annual mercury), 999 nucleotides long. Its product is annotated as probable ubiquitin-conjugating enzyme E2 16. The coding region runs from base 256 to 753 and encodes 165 amino acids. The transcript is spliced from 6 exons. NCBI's taxonomy places the organism in Eukaryota, Viridiplantae, Streptophyta, Magnoliopsida, Malpighiales, Euphorbiaceae. The record is from RefSeq and is a predicted model, not a curated record.